AUGGAGUUCCAGUCUCUGGCAGCGGUCACAGAGAAGGCUCUGACUGAAGGCGCUCCGUCCCAGAGGAACCAGGCAGUCCCCUCGUGCUGCCCCUCUGGUUCCCCUCGUGCUGCCCCUCUGGUUCCCCUCUGGUUCCCCUCGCGCUGCCCCUCUGGUUCCCCUCUGGUUCCCCUCGCGCUGCCCCUCUGGUUACCCUCUGGUUCCCCUCGUGCUGCCCCUCUGGUUACCCUCUGGUUCCCCUCGUGCUGCCCCUCUGGUUCCCCUCGUGCUGCCCCUAUGGUUCCCCUCGUGCUGCCCCUCUGGUUACCCUCUGGUUCCCCUCGUGCUGCCCCUCUGGUUCCCCUCGUGCUGCUCCUCUGGUUCCCCUCUGGUUCCCCUCGCGCUGCCCCUCUGGUUACCCUCUGGUUCCCCUCGUGCUGCCCCUCUGGUUACCCUCUGGUUCCCCUCGUGCUGCCCCUCUGGUUCCCCUCGUGCUGCCCCUAUGGUUCCCCUCGUGCUGCCCCUCUGGUUACCCUCUGGUUCCCCUCGUGCUGCCCCUCUGGUUACCCUCUGGUUCCCCUCGUGCUGCCCCUCUGGUUCCCCUCUGGUUCCCCUCGUGCUGCCCCUCUGGUUCCCCUCUGGUUCCCCUCGUGCUGCCCCUCUGGUUCCCCUCUGGUUCCCCUCUGGCGUCUCAGAUUUGUGGCGUACAGAAGCAUCGUGAGCUGGUGCUGGGGACUGCUGGGAGCCAGAAUCAGGGUGGUCAUCCCUGCAUGUGCAGUGCUCAGGAUACGCCAGGAGUUCCCAGAUCCUGACGGCCAGUACGUUGGCUUUCUACCCUCUGGUCAGCCUCGGCUGCCCCUCGACUGA
Knipowitschia caucasica is the source of this 846-nucleotide messenger RNA. The record is from the annotation of a GenBank genome assembly. NCBI's taxonomy places the organism in Eukaryota, Metazoa, Chordata, Actinopteri, Gobiiformes, Gobiidae.